Messenger RNA from Tupaia belangeri chinensis (Chinese tree shrew), 1017 nucleotides. It is a transcript of the gene KRTAP29-1, whose product is annotated as keratin associated like protein 29-1. The coding region runs from base 1 to 1017 and encodes 338 amino acids. NCBI's taxonomy places the organism in Eukaryota, Metazoa, Chordata, Mammalia, Scandentia, Tupaiidae. The record is from RefSeq and is a predicted model, not a curated record. Gene Ontology annotation, cellular component: keratin filament. The transcript has a single exon.
AUGGAAGAAAGCUGUUGUCCUGGACACUCCACAGCUAUGUCCACCACUGCCAUAUGCCCGAAAAGUGGCAACUUCCAAAACGCAAUCUGUUUGCCCAGUUCCUGCCAGUGCAGGACAUGGCAACUGGUCACAUGCCAAGAAAAUUGUCAGCCAUCUAACAGCGUACCAAGUAGCUGUGAACCUGCUUCUUGUCAACCUAUCUGCCUUGCAAGAACUUCUCUUGUGGGUUUUGCCUGCCAACCUAUGUGCUCUUGUGCAGCCUGCUGUGAAUCUGACAGUAGUCCGUCAUCUCAUCCGGCUAGCUCAUGCCAGCCACCCUGUUCGGAUUCUACCGAUUGUCAGGCAAACUGCUGUGAUGAGAGCCCCUGCCAACAAAGCUCUUGUCAGGACUCAGUCAGCAUGUCUAGACCAAGCCAGACAGCUUGUGGCCAAUCGGUGUGCUGUGAUGCUAAGUCCUGCCAGCCAUCUUGCUCUGAAGUGACUUCCUGUCCUGAAACAUCUUGCCCAUCAAUCAGCUGUGCAGUUAGUGCAUGCCAACCAACUUUUUGCCAUGGAUGUUCAUGUCAGUCCGUUGGUGGUGAAGGCCAGUUCUGCAAAUCAACUUAUUACCAACCUAUCUGCUACAUUUUUAAGCCUUGCCAAUCAGUUUCCUGCAUGCCUUCUCCCUGCCAGCCAUCACCUUUGGUGUUCUGUUCUUACAAUCCUACGUGUGUGUCUGCUCUUUGCCAGCCACUUUACUGUGAACCAGCUUCUUCCAUAUCCUUGAACCCUCAGCUAAUGGCUAACUGUCAAUUUUGUUCCAAAAAGAGCUCUUGCAAACAAGUUUCCUGUGGCACCGUGCUUUCUAGCCAAUCAACUUGUUGUGGACCCACUUCCUACAAUCAAAGUGACUGUAAAUCUCCUUCCUACCAACCAACUUGCUGUGUGACAGGUUUAGGCAAAUCAUCAGCUUUAGUGGCAACAGUUGCUUCCAACCUACUUCCUGAAGACUAUGCAAAGCAAGUAUCUGCUUGUUAA